Molecule: messenger RNA, 1689 nt
Organism: Pestalotiopsis fici W106-1
Lineage: Eukaryota; Fungi; Ascomycota; Sordariomycetes; Amphisphaeriales; Sporocadaceae
Exons: 2
Coding region: 1-1689 (562 amino acids)
Source: RefSeq, a predicted model, not a curated record
AUGAUGAAACAAUCAUCAGUACCGAUGGUCCAUACUCGUUAUGUUCCAGUACAAGAACAUGGCAGCUUUGAGCCUCAGCAGAGCUUUGAGCCAAACCGUCGCCCGAUUCUGGGAUGGAUAUGGGAGAUUUUAUCACUGUUGGCCUGCUUUGGAUGUCUGGCUGCUGUCGUGGUCAUUUUGGUCAUGAUGAAGGAUCAGCCACUGUCAAAAUGGACAUUUAUCAUGAGCAUCAACGCCACAGUUGCUCUCUUCAUUACUGCCUCGAAAGCCGCCGCCAUGUUUUCGGUUGGAGCUUGUCUGGCCCAGUCAAAAUGGUUUCAUCUUGCAAAGUCUCCAAAGAAGUUGAGAGACCUGGACCUUUUCGAAGAGGCCAGUAGAGGGCCCAUGGGAGCACUCGGUCUCUUAUACCUAACUGGGUUCAAAAUUGGUUUCGCUGUUGCCAUAGGAGCCCUCGCAACACUCCUCGCAUUGGGAGUUGAUACCUUUGGCCAGUUGGUGGUCGAUGUGAGUGGGACGAGACCUGUAGAGGUCAAUGAUGGGAAAGCAUCAUUCGGCUACACUCACAUGUACGAUAGCGGUGUACUUACCCAAGCCACCAAUGGUGGUCUUACGGUGGAGACAUCUACGAUCGAUACCAGUAUGCAAGGGGCCAUCUACAAGGCAUUGUACAAUGUCAGUACACAGCCCGUCUUCAAUUGUCCCUCGCAGUGUGUCUGGCCAGAUAGUUACAUAUCACUCGGUUUCGCAGCCGACUGUGCCGACGUGACCGCCGAGACACAGGCGACCAGAGUUGAGAUCGACGAGAAUGGGCCAAUAUGGUACAACAUGACGACACCGGGCAACAUCUCUAUCCAUGUGGGCUACUCACAGACAAGCUUCCUGACCCUAGCUCAAGUCGAAGCGCUGGAUCUUUUGAAAGCGGUUGAAAAGGGCAUGCCUUAUACAGAGCCAACAUCCAUCUCUUCUGAAUUCGUUCGAGUUGCCCUCGUCAACGCAACGAUUGACAAUGUCAACAGCGCCGACGUUGGCAUCUAUCCCGACGGUUGGAAUGUGUACGAGUGCAGCAUUAGAGUCGCAGCGUACAACUACUCGGACAUCUCUACAUCCGGUAACGACUUUAUCGGUGUUCCGAUAGCCAUUCCGCUGACUUCGGGCACAAUCCUCGGCACGGAGCUCACCUUCAACAAGUCUGGUCUGCCAUCGCUGACGGUACAAGGAAGAGAUCUCAAGGCCAUCAACAACCUGUUCACGUCCGACAGGUUCAGCGGUACCACUUAUUCCGGGGAAAGUUACCCCGACGAUGACACGGGCAUGAGCGCCGUGCUGCGCAAGGCAGAUUUGUCAAAGCUGUUUGACGGCCUGGCCACGAGCAUGACGGAUCAGCUGCGCUCCGGCUUCAACUUGACGGCGGAGGGACUGACUGUCCAGACGGAGACCUAUGUGCGGAUCAACUGGCAAUGGAUGUCUCUCCCCUUUGUAGUCCUAGCAGCGGCACUGGUGCUGCUGCUGAGCACCAUCGUCCGCAGCUUUGACAGGAGACCGCUGUGGAAGUCAUCAGUCACGGCCUUUUUGUAUCAUGAUGUCACUUUCAACGGCGGUCCAGCGGCUGUCCUGCAAUCAAAAGUCCAAAGCGUAAAAGAACUGGAAAAAUUGACAAAAAGAACAAAAGGAGCAGUCAGCAGUUAUUGA